CAAAAAAAAAAGUUUCUCAACGGCGGCCACGAGUGAGCCGACUACUUGUCUCGCCUCACAGGCACAGACAGAUAGAGUCCAUCACUCACUAUCUUGCGGGAGUCGGCUGCAUGUCUCACCCGUGAGACGUCGUCUUCUCUCAAACUCGUCUGACUGAGUUUUUUGUGCGACGGCAAAACUCGCCAUCAAUCUGCACCACAGCAGAAGACAGACGGUGAUCAGUUAGGCUUCAUCGCCCAACGUCCCGUCCCAGCAGCCCACCCACCAACCAGCCAUGGGCCUUGGGCUGGGUUUCUUUUCCCGCCGCGGCAGGGACAGAAACGGCAACGACGAUGAUGACGACAAGGCCGCGCCGCGUGUCAUCGGGGACGCCAUGUCUGCGCCGAGUAGCAGCCGCAACAACCCCAAGGGCAUUACCGGCGGUGUCUCGUCCGCGGCCGCAGACACGCUCACGCCAGACCUGGAGCGACAGCAGCGGCAGCAGACGAUGCAAGGCGGCCAUCAUCACCAUCACGAUGACGAUGAGGAGGCAGAGACUCGAUCCGGCCCGCCCAUGGAUCCCUCUGGCAGCAGCGGCGGUGGCGGCGACAACACCAUCGCCAACGCCGACCUCGUCACCACGGCCGAGGACCGCGACCUCAAGCGCGGCCUGCACGAGCGGCACCUCUCCAUGCUCGGCAUCGCGGGCGCCAUCGGCACCGGCCUCUUCCUCGGGCUCGGCGGCGCCGUGCAGACGGGCGGCCCGCUCGGCGCCUUCCUCGGCUACGCCACCGUCGGCGUCGUCGUCUGCGCCGUGCAGUUCGCCCUCGGCGAGGCGGCCGCCCUGCUCCCCGUGACGGGCGCCUUCGUGCGCCACGCCGAGUUCCUCGUCGACCCGGCCUGGGGCUUCGCCGUGGGAUGGAACCUCGUCUACGGGAACCUGCUGAGCAUCCCCUCCGAGAUCACCGCCAUAUGCGUGCUCUUCGAGUUCUGGCACACGGGCGUCAGCCCCGCCGUCUUCAUCGUCUGCUUCAUCGUCCUCACCGUCGCCGUCGGCGUCGCCUUUGUGCGCGUCUUUGGCGAGGUCGAGUUCUUCUUCGCCCUCCUCAAGGUCCUGCUCGUCGUCUUCCUCAUCGUCCUCGGCCUCGUCAUCGACCUCGGCGGCGUCCCCGGCACCCCCGCCGUCUACUUCCGCUACUGGCGCGACCCGGGCCCCUUUGUCGAGUACAUCGCGCCGGGCAACUGGGGCAAGUUCCUCGGCUACUGGGGCGUCAUGACCAGCGCCGUCUUCUCCUUCGCCGGCGUCGAGUCCAUCGCCAUGGCCGGCGCCGAGACGCGCAACCCCCGCAAGGCCAUCCCCGCCGCCUGCAAGAACGUCUUCAUCCGCAUCGUCCUCUUCUACAUGCUCGCCAUCCUCGUCGUCGGCAUGCUCGUCCCCAGCGACGACCCCCGCCUCGACGGCUCCAGCGGCGACGCCGCCCAGAGCCCCUUCGUCAUCGCCGCCUCCGCCGCCGGCCUGCCCGCCGUCCCCUCCGUCGUCAACGCCGUCGUCAUCACCUCGGCCUGGAGCUCCUCCAACCAGGCCCUGCUCGCCGGCACCCGCGUCCUCUAUGGCCUCGCCCUCAAGCGCCAGGCCCCCCGCGUCUUCCUCCGCACCACCUCCUGGGGCGUCCCCUGGGCCUGCGUCGCCCUCUACACCGCCUUCAUGUUCCUCAGCUUCAUGAGCCUCUCCAGCGGCGCCCUCGCCGCCUUUUGGUGGCUCGUCGACCUGACCGCCGCCGGCGUCCUCGUCUCCUGGAUCUCCAUCCUGCUCAACCACAUCCGCCUGCGCCUCGCCUUCAAGCGCCAGGACAUUCCCCUCACGAUGCUGCCCUGGUACAAUUCGUGGACCCUCUACACCUCGUACUUUGCCAUUGUCAUGUGCAUCCUCAUCCUCCUCACCUCCGGGUUCAAGGUCUUUACCAAGGGCAACUGGGACGCCAGCAGCUUCGUCUCUGCAUAUCUUGACAUCCCCCUCGUCAUCAGCGCCUACCUGAUCUGGAAGUUCUACAAGGGCACCAAGAUCGUAAACCUCUCCGAGAUACCCCUCCAUCGCGCCCUCGAGCAGGCCGAGCAAAAGUACUCUGUGCUGCAUUCAUAGCCUUGCUUCACGUAGACGAGCGGUACUGGAUUUUCAUAGCGUUCUUUUUUUUUAACCUUCACGUAGAGGGGAGUACAAGACAUUGCCCUGCCGGCCGAACCAACCGCACUCGGUGCUGGGAUUCAUAGCGUUGCUUCACGUAGAACAGACCAACGAGAAGUGCUUUAAGCUUGUAUAUUUCGGUGCACCGACUUCUAUGUAUCCCCUUGUGCCACCCGAUAGCGUCAGGCAGCCCGCCGUGUUAUUAAAAAAAUAUUGUUGCC
Molecule: messenger RNA, 2382 nt
Organism: Purpureocillium takamizusanense
Lineage: Eukaryota; Fungi; Ascomycota; Sordariomycetes; Hypocreales; Ophiocordycipitaceae
Exons: 3
Coding region: 275-2119 (614 amino acids)
Biological process (GO): amino acid transmembrane transport
Cellular component (GO): membrane
Molecular function (GO): amino acid transmembrane transporter activity
Source: RefSeq, a predicted model, not a curated record